UCCUGUCAGUUGGGUGGAGGCACCAGGCCAUCUCAGAAGGCCCACAGCUUGCCAAAGGGGCUGGAGCUGUCUCACGGGGCUGCAGCCUGCAGAACCAUGGGGACAGGGCUACGCAGCCAGUCCUUGCGAGGACCACGGCCCUCCUACGGCAAGCUCCAGGAGCCCUGGGGGACGCUCCCGGGAGGCCGACCACGGCGGGCGCUGAGCCUCAGGCAGGGCCGUGAGAGGUCCAGGUCCCCAGAUGGAGGCCCGGAAAGGCUGGACACCCCCGGUCAGGAGCGGCUGCCAGGGGGUCUGGGGGACACGGAGCAGCUGAUUGAAGCUCAGCAAGAAGGCAGCCAGCGGUGGCUGAAGCAGUAUCAGCAGAUAAAGAGGAGGUGGGCGAGCUUUGUCACCAGCUUUCCCAGCGUGACCCUGAGCCGGGCAGCCUCCCCACCGCCCAUGCUGGGCACCACUGGCUAAGGAUGCUAGAAGCGGUGGGGGCCCUGGUUUGCUGCGCCCGGACGAGAGGGCCGUGCCUGCUGACCUACCUCUUGGCGCCCUCUGGACGGUGGAUGGGGCGCCCUCCUCCACGUGGAUGACGCCGGCCUUCCUUAGUCAAGGCCUCUGCCACCAGAACAGAGUUCAGUGAAGCCAGACCCGUGGCUGAGAGGCUCUGGCACCUUACCUGGUUCCUGGGCCAGCCCCGCUCCCUUCUCGCCAGUUGUACUGGUGGGCGGGGCGGGGGGCCUCCCUCCUGGACCGUGAGCCCAUCCCAGGGGCAAGGACCACCUCCAGGCAGUCCUCACGCCGCGCUCUGUGGCUGAAAGCCCCGACUGUAUUGUCGCUUGGAUCGUCAGAGUUCCCCGGUGAAGGAAGCGGAAACUGAGGCUGGGGCGGGGGCGGGGGGGGGUCACUGUCUUCGGAGUCUCUGGCCCCACCCACACCCCUACCCAACACUGUGUUGAACUCAGUCAUAAAGUUUGCUGAGCCGAAGUUAAUGACUUUCCUACUGACCAACCCACCCCCAGCCCUCUGCCCACCCCUGUGGGGGCAGGUGGGGCCCGGCGCUUCCCGGAGAAUAGGAAGAAGCACGGGGGGGGGGGGGUCCCCUCUGGUCCCCAGGAGGCUGGACCUCUCCUGCCACUUCUCUUGAGCUUAUAUUUUCUGUGCUGACCUCAAAGUCAGCUUCGGAGGGCCUGGCUGUCCCCUCCUUGCCUUUGUGCUCACCCGGGUGAGGCAAGGCUCACCUGGAGGGUCAGAGAGGGUGAGGGGCCCACCCAGAACCGCCCAGAGGGGAGGGUCUGACCGCAAAGAGCCUGAGCUCUUUGAGAGACACAGGAAUUCCUUGUGGGGUCCCUGGGGCUCUCCUGGCUCAAGCAGGUGCAAGGUCAAAGGUGAGGGAGCAGCUGAAGCAUCCUGGUACCGGGGCUGCUCUGGGAUGGUGGUGAGGCCUGAGGGCCCAACAGAAGAGGGGAGGCUCCGUGUCCCCAGAGCCCAGGAUCCUGGGAGCACCAUCCAGGAACAGGAAGGGUCCUGGGAAAAUUUUACCCCAGACUGGCUCGGCACCUCCUCUGGGAGCUGCCCAGAAGCUUCCAUUCUAAUUAGUUACAAUCUUUAUUUUUAUUGACCAUGCCCACAGCAUGUGGAAGUUUCUGAGCCAGGGAUCGAACCUGCACCACGGUUAUGACCUGUGCUACAGCUGUGGCAACACGGGAUCCGUAACCCACCGUGCCACAAGGGACAGUCCAGUCACAACCUUUAGAUGCCCCCUGCCCAGCGCCCUUCUGUCGUAACUCCUGCAGGAGCCCCUGGGGUGACUCUGGGAGUUGCUGGAACUCCAGGGAACGUAGUUUGGGUUGAUCGCUCCGAUAAAGCCUCUUGCUGUGCCCAGGAGGGAACUGUGGCCA
This is a messenger RNA of Sus scrofa (pig), 1889 nucleotides long. RefSeq names its product chromosome 2 C11orf86 homolog (gene C2H11orf86). NCBI's taxonomy places the organism in Eukaryota, Metazoa, Chordata, Mammalia, Artiodactyla, Suidae. The record is from RefSeq and is a predicted model, not a curated record.